AGGGUCAGUUGGCAUCGGGAGCCGCUAACAUUACUACAGGAGGAACUCUGUAUCCAAUGGUCAGCUUCUACCUGAGACAUGGACCACGUGACAGCCAUCAAUUUACUGCUUUACCUGUCUGUUAUGUUUGGAGGCAGUGCAGCCGGAGUCCCACAGCUCAGACGCCACAAGAGGGACUGGGUCAUCCCACCAAUAAAGCUUAAAGAGAACUUUGACUAUACUGGAACACCCCAUGUUUCCAAGAUCAGGUCCGACAAGGCUCAGGGGAAGAUCCUGCACUACCGUCUGAUGGGCGUUGGGGCCAGUUUGCCACCUGUGAACAGGUUCAUUGUGGGGGAGACCAAUGGACUUGUGUACGUCAGGGGAAAACUGGACCGAGAAGAGACAGCUAAUUACACACUGACCGGAGAAGCAAAAUUUAGUGAUGGAUCCAUCGCUGAAACCGCCAUAGCGCUGAAUUUUGAAGUGGUGGAUGACAAUGAUAACCCACCUGUUUUCGGCCGCAUACGUCCAGCUACAGUGUACGAGUCCAGUCCAGCAGGGACUGUGGUUACUGUGGUUACAGCUACCGAUGCUGACAAGCCCAACACUACCCAUACAAAAAUCUCCUACAGCAUCAUAAAGCAGGAGCCCUCUGAUGGCACACGGCUGUUCAACAUAGACAGGCACACCGGACGCAUCUACGUCAAUGAAAACACCCUAGACAGAGAGAAACAAAGCUCCUACUUGUUAACAAUUAAAGGCACUGAUUUGGAUGGAGAUCCUAAAGGACUCACAGGCACCGGGACUGUUCUUGUCAAAGUGGAGGACAUCAAUGAUAACAGACCCACCCUGGAUAAAGAUGCGUAUUCAGCCAGCAUUGUGGAGAACGAAGAAAAAGUGGAAGUGAUGAGGUUCAAAGUGCAGGAUGACGAUGAAAAGAAAACCAAAAACUGGGAUGCUGUUUUUGAUAUCGUGUCUGGAAAUGAAGACGGGAUCUUCAGCAUAAAGACAGAUCCUAAAACCAACGAAGGUAUUCUGAUGCUUGAAAAGCCUGUUGAUUUUGAGGAAAAUCCUGAUAUCAAGCUGGGAGUGGUAGUCUCCAAUGCUGCUCCAUUUGUGGGGGAUGGAGGAGGUGGAGGAGGAGGAGGUGGUGGUGGAGGAGGAGGAGGUGGUGGAGCAGGAGGUGGAGGUGGUGGAGCAGGUGGAGGUGGAGGAGCAGGGGGAGGUGGAGGCGGUGCAGGAGGAGGCGGUGGCGCUACAGGUGCAGGUGGAGGCGGUGGUGCUACAGGUGCAGGUGGAGGCGGUGCAUGGGCCGGACCUGGGAAGCCAACCAGAGGCAAAGUUUACGCGGUGAACAUUGCAGUGCUGAACGAGCCCGAGGGAGUCGCCUUCAAACCUGCAACGAAGCCUGUCGCUGUUUCAGAGGAUCCAAAGGAAAAUCCAUUAAACAAGGUUAUCGGUGUCUUCAGAGCCACUGACACUGACACUGGAAAGCCUGCAGAAAAUGUUCGAUAUGCUAAAGGCUAUGAUCCUGACAACUGGCUGCUGAUCGACCCAGAAACAGCAGAAAUAAGACUUCAAAAGGUCCCGGACAGAGAGUCCCCGUUCGUGGUGAAUGGAACCUACUACGCUAAAAUAAUAAGUUUGACUCAAGACACGACUCAUAAGAUGACCACAGGAACGAUCGCGUUGAAGGUGGGCGAUACAAACGAUAACUGCCCCUCGCUGGUCAACAGAUUGGAGCACGUCUGUGAGGACACUGAGGUCGUUCAUGUCACAGCAGUGGAUAAGGAUGGAGACCCAAACUCGGCCCCUUUAACCUUCAGCAUUGUCACAAAAGAAAGUCAAGGGGAGUGGAGAGUUGAACCUUUAAAUGAUACCAGCGCUUCCCUCAGGUCGUUGAGUCCGCUGUGGCCCGGUCACUACAAGGUUACCUUAAUCAUCAAGGACAGGCAAGGUCUCUCCUGCCCAGAACCUCAGAACCUGGACAUACGCGCUUGCUCCUGUGUUGGAGGAGAGACCUGCAAGUCCACUGCAGCCUCUCGGAGCACACCCUCGUCUGCAUUUGGAGGACUCGGAGUCGGGGUACUGAUUUUGGGACUGCUGACACUGCUCAUUGUUGGAGUCUUACUGAUGAGCUGCUCGUGUGGAGAUGUGCCGGGGGACUUCUCUGAGCUUCCUUUUGAUAGCACAGAUCACUAUAUUAACUAUCACACGGAGGGCCAAGGAGAGGACCGGGACGUCCCUCUGCUCAGGUCUCCAGUCCAGAUGACACCUGCUACCAUAAACGCUGCACAGGUCAACAAUGUAGCUGCUGUCAUGACUGCUAAUACCGGUGCUGCCAAAUCCGGGUUUGCGGAUGACUACGGGAUCCAGCAGGGCGGCCAUGCAGAAACCAGGGAGAGCUGGGCUCUUAAUCAGUACUCAAUGGAGGGACAACUCAUACAGUAUGACGUCCUGGAGGACUUGGCCCUGCCUGAUGGAUUUCUGGAUGAGUACUAUUCACAGAAAGCGAGGUGUGCAGCAACAAUGCAGGCAGGGAGGGAUUCGCUGUUACUGUAUGACUUUGAGGGUCAGGGCUCCUGUGCUGGCUCAGUGGGCUGCUGCAGUCUCCAGGAGUUUGACAACAACCUGCAGUUCCUCGAUGACCUCGGACCAAAGUUUAAGACCCUGGCUGACAUCUGCUCUCCACCGAGAUCUCCACCGCCUGUGUCCCGUCAAGGUAUUGUAACCCCAGAAGUGGAUGAAGUUGAACACGUUGCUGGGCCCUCACUGGAGACUAAACCACCCACCAUCCGUAGCCAGAGCUCAGCGCAGAAUCAGAAUGUAAGCAUCAGCCAGUCAUCCACCCGAGUCGCUGGUUUUAAUGGAGCAGCUUCCAGCAGUGUGCACGGGCAGCUUUCCCACAGCAUUGUCAGCGCGCCUCAGUCGCCUCCCGUCUGUCCUGUUACCACAGCUGUGCUGCCCUCUCCUGGACCGAUACUUCUAGUACAGCAGCAGGAGCCAGUCUACUACACCACCAGACCUGUGAUGCAGCCGAUGCACUACGUAGUCCAACCGCAGCUUCAGAGCACCGUGCUGCUGGCUGGAGCCCCGGUAAACAACCUGCAGGGUAUGGUUCUGCUCAACGGACAGUCUGGACACGCUGAGAGUAUCAUGCACAGGGGAAACGCUGCUGGGACUUUAACUCUUGGGAGCAGAGGAGGCAACAGUGUGAUUGAGGAGGACCAGGGAGUGGGGUUACAGUGGAGAUCUGAUAGCUCUGGAGAAGUAGUGGAUGUCAGACGAAGUGACGGAUCAGGUCAGAUGGUGGAGGUAGGAGGCUUCUGUAAUACAGGGAUGCUGUUAGAUGGACACAUCAGUGAGGGAACAACAGUCCAUGAGGAGAUAGUGUCAACACAGAGAGGAAAGAAGCGAAGAACUAGGUCGACAGCAUUAGUGAAGACAGGUUCCAUGAAUUAGAAUUAAUUCUAAAAACACAAGACCACCAGAUUACUUAAGAUAAGAGAUUAUAUAGUCUCUGCUUUUCUACCACUGUGGUCCAGACUAAAAUUCACCAUUGCAAAGAUUGUAUUAUUGUGUUUAACCUGCUUUCACACAUUUUUUUUUUUAAACCUGAGUGGGGUUUUGUAAAAUAUAACAAAAAUGUUUCUAUGUCUCACAGAGGUGGAAAAGUCAGUCAAAAUCAUUUGAAGCAAAAUGAAUAAACAGGUUGUAAACAGAUGAAAGGUUGUGUCAGACAAAAACAAGUCAGUGUUUUUACAAGGCUGCCAAAUGAGAAACCGCAGUUCAAGUCACGCCACUGGAUGUUUUUACGGUUCAGGACACCUGGGAGACAUUUACUUGCAUUGAUGUGGCGACCAAAACCGGUUAUUUUUCACAGGAAGUCGGAACGCUUCUAUCUGUGAUCGUGACGAACGAAACAUGUUUUUUUAAACCAAGCCAAUUUUUUUCCUGACCCUAACCAAAUGAUUCUUGUGUUUAAACCAAAUCAGAAGAAACUUUCAGUUUUAAUUUAUCGUCGCUUUUGCAGAAAUGUAGUUAGCUAAGAUUUACUCUGGGUUAGAGUUUCCUCUACAGACGGGAUAAAGCCUGAUGAGGCGUCUCUGCUGUGGGUUGGACGGUUCUGGCCUCUGUGCUGCACACCAGGACUUUAUUAUGGACAUCUUGAAGGGCUUUAUCCCACUUAUACCAAGGUCACCUGCCAAAGAGAAGAAAAAAUGUACCUUGAACAGUUUUUUACCGUGUUUGUAAAUAUAUUCUUCAGUGCCUGUUAUGAGUGUGUUUGGCUCAUUGCUCGUCCUCUUGUGUUGCUGCUUGCAGCUUUUUCAAGAACUGCUCGUCCAAACUAAUUCACACUGUGCACCGCACAGCGUUCACAGAGGCAGUUCAUGAAGCCUGUAACACACGUAUGAGUUACCGAGUUUGGAGAAGUGCUUGUUGUGGUGAGUGAGUGAGUGAGUUAGAACAAGAGAGGGUUGUCUUCAGAUUUCAAACCACCUGGUGUUGAUGUUUCUGACACUGGAGGGCAGUACAACACCUCUGUGGUUUAUCAUGCAGCCGGCUCUCAUCUCUGUCUCAGAAAUGCUGUAAGGCUGCCACUGAUUAGCACAGAUCAGUAGUGUUCAUUGUAAAGAAGACAUCUGACCACAUUACAAACAUUUCAGUUUUUAAGGCUCUUAUCUAUUACAGUCAGUUUAGAGUUUAGUCUGGUGGAGGUCACAUACUGAAAAUAACACAUAAGAUAAAGUUUAUAGUCGCUGUUCAAUAAAGCACACUUUAUACA
Molecule: messenger RNA, 4768 nt
Organism: Acanthopagrus latus (yellowfin seabream)
Lineage: Eukaryota; Metazoa; Chordata; Actinopteri; Spariformes; Sparidae
Product: desmoglein-3-like
Exons: 15
Coding region: 79-3444 (1121 amino acids)
Biological process (GO): homophilic cell-cell adhesion
Cellular component (GO): plasma membrane; desmosome
Molecular function (GO): calcium ion binding
Source: RefSeq, a predicted model, not a curated record